Messenger RNA from Effrenium voratum, 585 nucleotides. The record is from the annotation of a GenBank genome assembly. Lineage: Eukaryota; Dinophyceae; Suessiales; Symbiodiniaceae.
AUGGAGCGCACGGACUUCUGGGAUCUGCACAGGCGGCUCGGAGAGUGCUACAGCGCCCAGGUUGCGGGCCUGGAGUUCAUAGAGAGGUCUCAGUCGCUGCAGAGUGUGGGCUGCCGCCCUGCCAAGCCCAAGGCGAAAUCCAAGGCGCCGCACACGGCGCUGGGUUUGCUGGAGCCCAUCGAGGAUCGGCCCCCGUCGGCCCCGGCGACGCCGCCCCCCGCGCUCUCUGCACCGCCGGGGCUGCUGCAGGCCGAUGGCCUCGACUUGCCAGAUUUCUUGCCGGACGAGCGGGUCUCCGGGACGCUCUCUCUGAAGCUGCCGCUGGACGGUGAGCGCGUGCCUGUACGGGAGUUUUGGAGGCAUGCGGCGGAGGAAGCCUUUGGCAAGGUCAGCUCUCACAGGGUUUCGAGCGCGACCUCCAUGGUGGUACUACCGCCGGCGCAGCCCAAGUGGCGGCAAGCGGCAGCCCGGCUGCAGCAUCCCAGGAGCCGCUUCAGGCUUUUGUGGGGUGUCCUGGGGAUUCUGUUGCUGACCUACGACGUGGCGGUUCUUCCGCUGCACGUCUUCUUGGAGGAGAGAGUCUAG